UUACAUCAUGAUCAUGUGUUUACUGUGAGAUUGGCAAGUGAACUUAGUGAACUCUGUCCCUUCUAUCUUUAUUUUUAGACUGAUAGUAUCUGUGAGUCUGUGAGUUGAUUGAGUGUGAUUAAUGUUAGUUGACCUAUGAAGAAAGAAAUGGAUUAUUAACUGGCAAAUUAUGUUUAAAUGUUAGCAUAAAUUGCUUGUUGUUUUCUAUCAGUUAAAUGAAGGAGGACUUCGAAUUUCAUAAUUGUUGGGUGAUUAUGAUAUUUUUGAGUGAUCAGUGAUAACAGCAUUCACGAUAGCCUACUUUACAUUUGGAAAAAAGUUACAAAUAUAAAAAUUGUAGAUCUAAACAAACAAGGUUAUAUUUUAUUGAAGGAGGCUCUUCUUAUUGGAAAAACUAUUUCUAUUACUUGAUAAAAGGAUGCCUGUUGACUAUCAAGAACUAUUGUCAGUGGUCGCUGAAGUUUGUGAACAAAGAGAAAUCACUGUGACAGUAACAGAAUCAUUGAAAGGAGGAGCAAUCGCAGGAGGAUCAACUGUUCUGGGUGGAUUAGUUCUGGGUCCAAUUGGUUUAAUGAUAGGAGGUAUUAUUGGUGGCGUAUCAGCAUAUUUAUCAUCUCAAAAUAAGUUUCGCUCAGUAGCUCAAGUUAUUAAUGAAGAUUUAACUCAAACUCAGAGAGAACAACUGGCAAAUAGAGUAAUUCAUGCUCUAGAGGGUUUUGAUAUUACUGACCUGACUGUAUUUUUACCCCUCAUAAUGGGAAACCAAGGUGCUCAAAUGGCUGUAGUAAGAGCUACUGUACAUUUCCUUGAAAGGGAAUUGAAGUUGCAAAUUACCAAUGGUAUGUAAUUAUAUCUAGUGUAACCAACUGUGAUAAUGUACAUGUCAUGUGUGUAAUAUUAGAAUACUUGUUCUUUUUUUACCAUCAAAAUCUAUUUUUAAUAAGGUCAUUACAGCGAAUAUAGAUAAUUUCCAAAAUUACACUGAGGUUUAAAGUUUAAAUAAGAAAUAUUGUUUAUAAAUGUAAUUCUUUAAAGCCAAAUAAAGAAUUAAUUGGUUUCUUAAA
This is a messenger RNA of Homalodisca vitripennis (glassy-winged sharpshooter), 1064 nucleotides long. RefSeq names its product protein C19orf12 homolog. Bases 419 to 847 code for a protein of 142 amino acids. Lineage: Eukaryota; Metazoa; Arthropoda; Insecta; Hemiptera; Cicadellidae. The record is from RefSeq and is a predicted model, not a curated record. The transcript is spliced from 3 exons.